GAGGUGGCCCGGCUGUGGGGACUGCGCAAGAACAAGACCAACAUGAAUUAUGACAAGCUGAGCCGGGCUUUGCGAUACUACUAUGACAAGAAUAUCAUCCGCAAGGUGAGUGGCCAGAAGUUCGUCUACAAGUUUGUGUCCUACCCCGAGGUUGCACGGUGCUCCACAGAGGACUGCCCACCCCAACCUGAGGUGUCUAUAGCCUCCACAGUGGCAAAUGUGGCCCCUGCUGCUAUACAUGCAGCCUCUGGGGACACUGCCUCCGGAAAGCCAGGCACACCCAAGGGUGCAGGAAUGGCAGGCCCAGGCAGUUUGGCGCGCAGCAGCCGUAAUGAAUACAUGCGCUCGGGCCUCUAUUCCACGUUCACCAUCCAGUCCCUACAGACACAGCCACAACCACCCCCUCAUCCUCGGCCUGCCUCGGUGCUCCCCAUCACCACCCCUUCAGGAGCAGCAGUUCCCCCUUCAGGGAGCAGGAGCACCAGUCCAAAUCCCUUGGAGGCCUGUCUAGAGGCAGAAGAGGCGGGCCUGCCUCUGCAGGUCAUCCUGACUCCACCUGAGGUUCCAAACCUGAAAUCAGAAGAGCUGAAUGUGGAGUCAAGUUUGGGCCGGCCACUUCCCCCAGAA
This is a messenger RNA of Octodon degus (degu), 627 nucleotides long. RefSeq names its product ETS domain-containing protein Elk-1-like. The annotation marks the transcript as partial. Gene Ontology annotation, molecular function: DNA-binding transcription factor activity, RNA polymerase II-specific; sequence-specific DNA binding. The record is from RefSeq and is a predicted model, not a curated record. Gene Ontology annotation, biological process: regulation of transcription by RNA polymerase II; cell differentiation. The transcript is spliced from 3 exons. Gene Ontology annotation, cellular component: nucleus. NCBI's taxonomy places the organism in Eukaryota, Metazoa, Chordata, Mammalia, Rodentia, Octodontidae.